GUGUGUGUGUGUGUGUGUGUGUGUGUGUGUUCGUUCAGGCCGAGCAGCAGCUGCAGAAGAAGGGUAAAGGUCAACCUGGUGAGAUGUUGGAGAAAGCAGCAGAACAGCUGAUGAGCUGCUUCAGAGUGUGUGCCAGCGACAAUCGUGCAGGUAUCGAGGACUCUAAAAAGUGGGGGAUGAUGUUCCUGAGUAACCAGCUGUUUAAGAUCUACUUCAAGAUCAAUAAGUUGCACCUGUGCAAACCUCUGAUCCGAGCCAUCGACAGCUCCAACCUGAAGAACGACUACAGUCCUGCUCAGAAGGUCACGUACAAAUACUACGUGGGCCGCAAGGCCAUGUUCGACAGUGACUUCAAACCAGCGGAGGAGUUUCUGUCGUUCGCCUUCCACCACUGUCAUCGAUCCAGUCAGAAGAACAAGAGGAUGAUUCUCAUCUACCUGCUGCCCGUCAAGAUGCUGCUGGUCACUACGGCAACGCACCACUGUCACAGCACCGUGUACACCUGGUUACAUCCAGAUUACACCUGGUUACGUCCAGAUUAGAUCUGUUUAAUCCAGAUUACACCUGGUUACAUCC
Molecule: messenger RNA, 576 nt
Organism: Paralichthys olivaceus (Japanese flounder)
Lineage: Eukaryota; Metazoa; Chordata; Actinopteri; Pleuronectiformes; Paralichthyidae
Source: RefSeq, a predicted model, not a curated record